CUGCUUCCGGUAUGAUGGCGACCUGCUUUCUUCACUACACUUUUCUUUGAUUAAAAAAAAAGAGGUUCCCAUGGUGCAACUCGACUCAGACCCUCACGGUAGUCAGACCCUGCAGUCUCUCUGACCUGUCUCUCUUUCUCUCGGUCUCUGUCUGUCGCUGGCUUUCUCUCUCUCUCUCUCUCUCUCUCUCUCUUUCUCUUUGUCUCUGUCUGUGGCUGUCUGUCUGUCUCUCUGUCUCUCUCUCUCUCUCAGGUAGGAGAGAGAGUCGGUGCAGACGGACGGAGCUUUGUGUGCGUUUGUGUGUGUGACUAUGCCGUUAUUGCUGUUCUUCACUCUCUGCACUUGGUCUGGUGCUAUCAGUGAACCUCAGCCACUGCUAAACUACAGCUCUCUAACACUGCCGGAUCUCCACGUCCCCUACUUCCUGCACAGCAACACACACAUGGCCAGAGUUUGCCGAGACGACCCACUCUGCCCGUUUAAGGAUGCUCUGUCAAAGAAGCAGUCGUGUUGGGGUUACGAGAAGAGCUGUUCUCCCGAGCACAUGUUCAGCUUCCCGAUCUGCACCAGCGUGGACUCAGCAUGGGCUCGCUCAGUUCAGGCGGCUCAGGAAAUCUUCUGGAAGCAGGCCGACUUCGGCUACGUUAAAGAACGUCUGAGUGAGAUGAAGACUCUCUGCAAGCCUUUAACUCCUGGGGAAUCCUCUCUGAAGUGCACGAGCCACCUGCGCUACUGCAGAGCCACCAACCUCUAUCUGGACCUCCGGAAGCCCCGCAGGGGUCAUGAGAGGUAUAAUGAGGAUUUCCUGCAGAAAGGGGAGAUUGGGGGUCGCUGCAGACUGGACAGAGGGGCGUUGGAGGCGGAAGGGCAGCACAAGAGCCCCCUGCAGUCCUGGUUCGCCGAGCUGCAGACGUACACGGAGCUCGACUUCCACCCCAUAGACGACGGGCGCUGUGAUGUCAUCAUCGAGAGACCCACAGUCUUCAUGAAGCUGGAUGCAGGCGUGAACAUGUACCAUCACUUCUGCGAUUUUGUCAAUCUGUACAUCUCUCAGCACCUCAACAACUCAUUCAGCAGAGACAUCAACAUCGUCAUGUGGGACACGAGUUUUUAUGGUUAUGGAGACCUGUUCAGCGAAACCUGGCGAGCUUUCUCCGAUUACGACAUCAUACACCUCAAAACCUAUGACACGAAAAGGGUGUGUUUCAGGGAUGCGUUUUUCUCGCUACUGCCACGGAUGAGAUACGGCCUCUUCUACAACACACCCCUGAUCUCAAACUGCAACAGUGAAGGGAUGUUCAGAGCUUUUUCUCAGCAUGUCCUUCAUCGACUCAACAUCCCACAGGAGGGACCCAAGGAGGACCGAAUCCGGGUCACACUGCUGGCCAGGAGCACAGAGUAUCGCAGGAUAUUAAACCAGCAGGAGCUCAUAAGCGCCCUGAAGACUGUGGCUUUAUUUGAGGUCAAGCUGGUGGAUUACAAGUACAAAGAUAUGCCAUUCCUGGAGCAGAUCAGAGUGACCCAUAACUCGGACAUCUUUAUUGGGAUGCAUGGAGCUGGCCUCACGCACCUGCUCUUCCUCCCGGACUGGGCCGUCAUAUUCGAGCUCUAUAACUGUCAGGAUGAAAGCUGCUACCGUGAUCUGGCUCGACUCCGGGGCGUUCACUACCUGACCUGGCAGAGAGCAGACAAAGUGUUCCCUCAGGAUAAGGGACACCACCCUACACUCGGAGAUCACCCGAAAUUCACCAACUACACCUUCGACCCUGAGGAGUUCAUGCGCUUGGUCAUGCUGGCUGCAGAUCACGUGAGGAGACACCGGGCGUGGCGUUCCACACAGGGACGAGAUGAGCUGUAGCAUACACACACACACACACACACACACACACACACAAGACUCAAACGCUUAGAACGAAACACUGUAAAAAGUGCUGUACUACAGGGUGCUGAUCCUGGAUCAGUAUUUAACCUUCAUGUAAUAAUACAGUGGACUUGGGAACUGAUCCGAGAUCAGCACUCAGAAAAAAACUUUGCAUUUCAGAGCGAUAUGAAGGAUUUCGGGGUUGUGUGGUUAAAGACAGGGUUUGAAAAAAAAAAGUUUGCUGUGGACAGAACACACACAGUUCAUUCACUGAAAAAGGACAAGAUGUUUUCUCUGAUCAUCUUCUCAGUAGCACUGAUGUAAUGAUCCUCACAAAUGAAAUCUGUUAUAUUUAUAUUAAGUGAUGUCCAGACGGCAAAAAUAUCAUGAAUAUGGUCAAAUUGAACCAUUUCUCAUUUUCAGAUUAUGAUAAAUAUGAGGUUUUAUAUAUAUAGACAUUUUUCUAGAUAGUAUUUCAGAUAUUUCAUGACAUUUUGUCUCAUUUCAUGUCGGAAAUUUGUUUGUAAUUUGCUUGAUUGCUCAUUUAGUAAUUGCGUAACUUUGCCAACAGAAGAAGACAAUUUGAAGCUUGGAAAGAGACAAAAAGUCUAAAAAAUAGGCUUAAUAACCUGACAGUUGUUUUGUUAUCAUCUCGUAAUGAGAAAUAUUGGCUAAAUUCACCUAUAUAUGAGAUAUUUCUGCUGAGAUAUCACUUAUAUUGGUAAAAAAAAUCAAAUUAUCAGUGGCCAAUACUGCAAAAUCAUUAAUAUAAUAUAAUACAAUAUAAUAUAAUAUAAUAUAGACGUAUUGUGUGGUGUGUUCUCUAACACACACUGUCUUAAAUUCAGUUUUCUCACUUUUUCGUGGGAAAGCUGUACUGAGCAUUCGAGCUGUUCUGUGUUAACGCAACAGCUUCAUACUUUGUGUUUGUAAUUGCAGAGGUGUGUGUGCACCAGACGAGAAUUUCAUAGUUUUGUUUUGUACUCCUGAGAUAAAAUCUGUCUUUAUUAGACAGAUAUGCGCAGCUUUACAUUUCCUCUGAUCAAGGAAUAUUUUAACCGUGUAGUAUUUAAAAAAGAUUAUUGCUGUAUUUUAAUGCAUGAUAGGGAUUUUAUCAGGAUGUGCAAAUGAAAUAUCAGCACGUGCUUAGUGUUUAACCAUGAGUGCAAUUCAGGACUGGAGGAAGAAGUGUGUGUAUUUAUUGUGUUAUUAUUGUGCUAUUGGCUUUGCAUGGACGUUUGUAUGCACACAUCAAGCUGGGUGAUUUUGUCCGUGCCAUGUCAUGCAGAAAUGAGAUUUGUUUGCAUUUUAAUAGAUUUAUUGUCAUAUAACAGACUUACAGUAUUUAUUUUACAGUAGCUCUAGUGUAGGUCACAUUUGUAGCUGUUUUUUUAAUCCUGAAAAGACAAUUUUUCCAGGUUUAAUGCAUAUUUUUACAAACAGUCUGACUGCAAAAUUCAUAAGUGUUCUGCAGAAAUAUGUUUUAUUCCAGGAAUUCAACAAACAACUGCCCUUUUUAGACAUUUCGUCUUAUUUUAGGCUUGAAAUUGUCUUGGCACCUACUUUGCUUCUUUCUAGAAAUAAAGUAAACGCUUGAAACUAGCAAAAUUAUCUGCCAAUAACAGACGACAAUUCCAAGCUUGAAAUGAGACAGAACGUCUAAUAAUAGGUUUAGUAAUCUGACAUUUAUCACAAUCGCACUCUGUUCUCAAACACUCCAGUGUUUUUCCUCAUCCAUAAACAAAUUAUCCAGAUGACCCAGAUUUUAUUGCUUCUGACUGAAGAACGUUUGACUGAAAAUUUCACGAGUGUUCUACAAAAUAAAUGUGUUGAGUUCAACGACUGCCCUUAGACUUUAUUACACUGCAAAAAAAGAGAAAUCUUAGCAAGUAAUCUUGAAUAUAGACAAAUUCAACUAAUAGUUCUCUUUAUUAGUUUGUUUUUAACCAAGUCUAAGAUCAUUAAGCCUAUUUUUAUAUUCAAUUUCAAGCUUGAAAUUGUCUUAUUCUAUUGGCAUGAUAAUUUUAGAAUAAGGCUUAAUGGAUUUAUGUGUAAUAAAAUCAUAUCAUAAUGCGCAAUAUUAGAUACUUUUUGUCUUUAAGAUCUCUUCCUUGCUGAGGUUAUUAUUUACAGUGUAUACAUGAAUUCUUUGCAAGUCUUUUUUAACGUGUCUGUUAAAUUCCUGUGUGUGGUAAGCGUACCUGGCACUUUUCCUCGUCGCUGGGGUCGUAGUGCCAAGAAUACUUUGUUUCGUACCUUUAGUUUGUGUCUUUUACCUGGGAAGGUGCAUGUGGUGUAACUUAAUUCACUUUCAGAAUAAAGGGUAAGUGAUGUAACCAUGUACCUUAAAUCAUUUUAAAGUUACGCCAUGUUCACAUCUUUAAUUAAAUGAUACACAAUAAAGGUACAAAACAUCAGCGACAAGGAAAAGUACAGUUCGUUGAUUUCUGAGAGUGAAGAUGGAGAUUAUACUGAAAAAUUCUUACUUUAAAUGGUGUUAACAUCCCUGCUGAGGAACGCGAUUCUGUGUACAGUGUGCUGCUUGGCGUGUGAAACACUGCACUUUCCCAUUUUAAGCGUGUCAGUAUUUUGCAUUUCUAAACAAUGAAUGUAACUUUUUCGUUUUUGCAGAAUUUGCAUAUGAAUGUGUUUAAAACUUGAAGUGGGCUUAUUUAAAAAGAGUUUCCAUUGUUUUCUCAUUUUUUCAGCUUGAAAAAUGUUUGAGUUAGCAAAUCAAUAGUUUCAGAGCAAGCUGAUCUCAAGGCAGAAGAGUUUUCUGCUUUGUGUGUGUGUGUGUGUGUGUGUGUGUGUGUGUGUGUGUAAUUUCUAAAAUUAUUAAUUGGACUGCUUCUGCUUGCAAUCCCAUUCGGCAUCACAUUACUUUCUCUGCUCGAUAUGAGCUAUGAGUGCACCGCAAAGGGCACGAGUCCAGGCCUUACUGUCACCAUCAUUAAUCUGCGUGACCUUAAAAACACGCCGCCAUUUUUGCCCUUUAUUUUAGAUUUUUUUCCUAUGACUCGUUUAGUGCACUAGAUGUCAGUAAAAGACCACGAGUGAUCUCUGAGAUCAGGCAAUUUUAUUGUGCGAGUUGAAACUCACUUAGGAGGAAUUUGACUUGGCAGUCACUCACGCUGACACAAAAUGUUGGAAAAAUAUUAAAAUGUGAGAGAGAGAUAAAUAACUGAAAAGUGUGUGCUGAUUAAUAUGGUUUGUCUGGACUCUUGGGUUUUAGAGUGUAUUAUGUAUUAUUUUAAAUAUAGUAGACUUAUACAGAGAGCCAUUUGGUAUUCAGGUUCCACUUGUGCUUUUUACAAGACCUAUAAAUGCUAGUGAUUUCUUUCAACAUUAUUAAGCUGAAUCAACUUCUAACUUCGUAAAAAAUGCACAUAAAAGUGUUGUGCAAUUAUGAUUGCCGAACUCCAUCCUCCAUCCCAGUGAGAUACACACACACACACCCACACACACAACCUCUAUUUAUCUAUAUUUAUCUAUCCUCUAUUUCUUUUCUAGUGUGUUAAAAUGAAUGACUAUACUGGAAAUGUUAGUCAGGGUGCCAUUAUUUUUAACCCCCUGACAAAUCCACUAUAGUGUUGGACAUUUUGAUGAUUAUGAUAUUGAUAUAAUGAUAUAAUUACAACUCAGUACAAUUUUCAAAGAUGAUUAUGGUACUUAUUAGACUGUUUCUAUUCGUGCUAUCAGUACAACAGUGGAUUGACUGAUAAAAUCUAGUUCUGAGUCAUUUUUCACUAAAUAAUUCAUAACUAAAAAGUGUUUUAAUUGACAUUACUGUUUUGUUGGCAAGUCUAAAUAUUACGUAUGUAUCAUCUAUUAUUAAAAUGUCUUUUUCCUCA
This is a messenger RNA of Pangasianodon hypophthalmus (striped catfish), 5712 nucleotides long. It is a transcript of the gene eogt, whose product is annotated as EGF domain-specific O-linked N-acetylglucosamine (GlcNAc) transferase. Gene Ontology annotation, cellular component: endoplasmic reticulum lumen. NCBI's taxonomy places the organism in Eukaryota, Metazoa, Chordata, Actinopteri, Siluriformes, Pangasiidae. Gene Ontology annotation, molecular function: protein N-acetylglucosaminyltransferase activity. The record is from RefSeq and is a predicted model, not a curated record. The transcript has 16 exons. The coding region runs from base 311 to 1858 and encodes 515 amino acids.